ACAGAGACCAGCGACCGUGUUUCCGUGUAACACCGGAAGUGGAAGGAAUGUCAUUCUACUGCAGGACAAACACGAGACUCAUGUCUGGUACAAUGAUGCGAUCGGGAUAAAUGAAUGAGCUGUAGUCGUGUUGUAUGAUAAUUGUAAAUAAUAAAGAUGACAGCACUGACGUGUAGGUUCAUUAAACUUGCUGAUGGUUUGCUAAGAGGAGCGCCAGUAACCGUUUGCCGAGCUGGAGCAGCGCUGCAGAGCAGAGCUCCUGUCAUUCAGUGUAUAAGAACGCAUCGCACAAACACAUGGUGGGAUGAGCACCUCACUGAAGAUAAUGCUUCUUUUCUGAAGAAGGUCGUUACAGAGGAAUAUAAACAACAGACCACAGACAAACUCAACCCCCUCAAGGAUGAGCCCUGGCCCAGACAUGAGUGGGUGGAAGGGAGUCGGAGAGUCGGUCUUGUGGCUGUUAAACUCGGAAUGAUGCCUGUGUGGACCAAAUCUGGAGAGAGACACGUAGUGACCAUGCUGCAGGUAAAGAGGGUAUAAG
Sinocyclocheilus rhinocerous is the source of this 541-nucleotide messenger RNA. RefSeq names its product 39S ribosomal protein L3, mitochondrial-like. Lineage: Eukaryota; Metazoa; Chordata; Actinopteri; Cypriniformes; Cyprinidae. Bases 157 to 540 code for a protein of 127 amino acids. Gene Ontology annotation, molecular function: structural constituent of ribosome. Gene Ontology annotation, cellular component: mitochondrial large ribosomal subunit; ribosome. The record is from RefSeq and is a predicted model, not a curated record. The transcript is spliced from 3 exons. Gene Ontology annotation, biological process: translation.